CCCCAGCCCACGUCAACGCCGAUCCACUCACACCAUCGACACCACCUGACCUCCCCCCCUCCUCCCACUAUAAAGCCCCAAAGCCCUCUCUACUUCUCUCCUCUCUCCUCACAGACGUCCACCAGCGUUCCAUCAACACUUGCUCUCAGCACCUCUACCUCACCACCCAACCCCAACAACAACCACCUUAACCAGUGCCCAACAUGACUCGUACCGAGCGCAACACCUCUCCCGCCGCGAUCAUGCGCGACCGCCACUCGCGUACAGGCCUCACCAAGUCUGAGUUUGAGCGCAAGGGCGGAGCCGGCGCCCACAACUGGGGCUCGCUUAACGACGAAGAGCGGGCCGAGCACGAGGGCCGUCUCGACGCCGAGCUGGAGACUGCCAUGUUCGACGACGGCUCGGCCCCCGCCGACGGUGACAAGGUCGAAGACCUGCCCGAGCGCGAGACGCCCGCCGCGCCCCAACGCCGGAUGAGCCAAGUGUCGGACCAGGAGCGUGCCGACGCCCUCCGUUACCGCGAGGGCGGGCUCAAGCAGAACGGUGUCGACCUCGCGAACAUCGCCCGUACGAGCCACGGCAUCGCCCAGAGCCCCCCCGCCAACUCUGUCCUCGGUACCAGCCCCCUUCGUCAGAAGUCGGGCUUCUCUGCUCAGUGAGCAGCCAUAGACUCAUUCGCGCAUCCGCGCUCAAACCACCAAACACACGUAAUCGCAUGGGGUCCGUAGCAUGAAGUGUAUAGUAGUUGAAGAACAGUAGUGAAAGAUGAAAGAAGUCACCAG
Molecule: messenger RNA, 782 nt
Organism: Cutaneotrichosporon oleaginosum
Lineage: Eukaryota; Fungi; Basidiomycota; Tremellomycetes; Trichosporonales; Trichosporonaceae
Source: RefSeq, a predicted model, not a curated record